CCGAGCGUUUCCCGGCGCCGAGCGAGGAGCCAGGCUGCGCGGCCAUGGGUGCGCCGGGGUUACCCUAGGGCCGGCGAGGCACCGCGGACCGAACGGCGGCGCCGCUGCCCCCGCACCUCAGCGAGCCUCUCUCCACCCUCAGCGAGCCUCCCCCGGCGGCGGCGGCGGCGGCGGCGGCCGGGAUGAGCGGCGGCGGCGGCGGCGCCGCGGCGCCCGGUCCGGGCUCGGGCUCCUCCCCGGCAGCUUGCCGCUUCGCGCACUACUUUGUGCUGUGCGGGAUCGACGCCGACAGCGGGCUGGAGCCCGACGAGCUGGCGGUUUUGUACCAAUGGCUAGAAGCAGAUCGUCAUGGCAAGAGCCAAGAUGCUGCAAAUACGACUUCAGGUGAAAAUUUUGAUCAGAGUCCUUUGAGAAGAACAUUCAAAUCCAAAGUUUUGGCCCACUACCCUCAGAAUAUAGAAUGGAACCCUUUUGAUCAAGAUGCAGUGAACAUGUUGUGCAUGCCUAAAGGGCUGUCUUUCAGAACACAAGCUGACAAUAAAGAUCCUCAGUUCCACUCAUUUAUAAUCACCCGGGAAGAUGGUUCUCGAACCUAUGGUUUUGUUCUCACUUUUUAUGAAGAAGUCACCAGUAAGCAAAUCUGCACAGCCAUGCAGACGCUUUACCAGAUGCACAACGCUGAGCAGUACAGCACCGUGUAUGCUUCUUCUUCUUGCAGCAUGGACUCACUGGCAAGCAGUAUUGAUGAGGGAGAUACAACUUCCCUUUUGAAGCUCCAGCGAUACAACUCCUAUGAUAUCAACAGAGACACCCUGUAUGUUUCCAAAAGUAUAUGCUUGAUCACACCACUACCUUUCAUGCAGGCCUGCAAGAAAUUCCUCGUCCAGCUUUACAAGGCUGUUACUUCACAGCAGCCACCACCCUUACCACUUGAGAGCUACAUCCAUAAUAUUCUUUAUGAGGUCCCCCUUCCACCUCCUGGGAGAUCACUGAAAUUUUAUGGUGUUUAUGAACCUGUCAUCUGUCAGAGGCCUGGGCCCAAUGAACUUCCCCUCUCUGACUACCCUCUUCGAGAGGCCUUUGAGCUCCUGGGAUUAGAAAACCUAGUGCAGGUGUUUACCUGUGUUCUUUUAGAAAUGCAGAUCCUUCUCUACUCACAAGAUUAUCAGCGCUUGAUGACUGUGGCAGAAGGCAUCACCACACUUUUGUUCCCAUUUCAGUGGCAGCAUGUUUAUGUCCCCAUCCUCCCCGCUUCUUUGCUACAUUUUCUUGAUGCUCCUGUCCCUUAUCUGAUGGGCCUUCAGUCAAAAGAAGGAACUGACCGUUCUAAACUAGAACUUCCUCAAGAGGCUAAUUUGUGCUUUGUGGAUAUUGACAAUCAUUUUAUUGAGUUGCCUGAAGAAUUUCCACAGUUCCCAAAUAAAGUAGAUUUUAUCCAGGAGCUCUCCGAAGUUCUUCUUCAAUUUGGGAUUCCUCCUGAGGGUAGGCUACAUUGCAGUGAGAGUGCCACCAAACUGAAGAAUCUGGUUCUCAAAGAUUUGGUCAAUGACAAAAAGAAUGGCAAUGUCUCCACCAACAACAUCAGCAUGUAUGAGUUACUGAAAGGCAAUGAAACCAUAGCCCGUCUCCAGGCUCUGGCCAAGCGGACUGGUGUGACUGUGGGAAAAAUGGACUUCUCAUCUUCUCUGGGUGAAAAAGAAAAGAAUUUAAAACUGCAGUUUGAAGAGGCAGAACUAAGGGACUACCAGCUCAACGUACAACUGCGAGAGGUCUUUGCUAACCGCUUUACACAGAUGUUUGCAGAUUAUGAAGCAUUUGUUAUUCAGACUGCCCAGGACAUGGAAUCCUGGCUGACCAACCGGGAGCAGAUGCAGAACUUUGACAAAGCUUCUUUCCUGUCUGACCAACCAGAGCCUUACCUGCCAUUUCUUUCACGCUUCAUUGAAACCCAGAUGUUUGCCACCUUCAUUGAUAAUAAAAUUAUGUCUCAGUGGGAAGAAAAAGAUCCUUUGCUUCGGGUCUUUGAUUCUCGAGUUGAGAAGAUAAGACUAUAUAAUGUCAGGGCACCUACCUUGCGGACAUCUAUAUAUCAGAAAUGCAACACUUUAAAAGAAGCAGCCCAAUCAAUUGAGCAAAGACUGAUGAAAAUGGAUCACACCGCAAUCCACCCACAUCUGCUUGAUAUGAAAAUUGGUCAAGGCAAAUAUGAGCAAGGGUUCUUUCCAAAGUUACAAUCCGAUGUCUUGGCAUCAGGACCAACCAAUAACAAUCGCUGGGUGAGUCGGAGUGCCACCACACAGCGCAGGAAAGAACGCCUUCGCCAGCAUUCUGAGCACAUUGGCCUGGACAACGACUUGAGGGAGAAAUAUAUGCAAGAGGCACGAAGCUUAGGAAAAAACCUGAGGCAACCCAAACUGUCAGACCUCUCUCCUGCAGUGAUUGCACAGACCAAUUGCAAAUUUGUAGAAGGCUUAUUGAAAGAAUGCAGAAUGAAGACAAAACGGAUGUUGGUAGAAAAGAUGGGACAUGAAGCAGUGGAACUGGGCCAUGGAGAAGCAAACAUCACAGGCUUAGAAGAGAACACCUUGAUUGCCAGCCUCUGUGACCUGCUGGAAAGGAUAUGGAGCCAUGGCUUGCAGGUUAAACAGGGGAAGUCGGCUUUGUGGUCACAUUUAAUUCAAUUUCAAGACAGAGAAGAGAAACAAGAACACCUUGUAGAAUCGCCAGUUGCCCUUGGACCAGAAAGAAGAAAAUCUGACUCAGGAGUUGUACUACCUACACUCAGGGUCUCUCUUAUACAAGACAUGAGGCAUAUUCAAAACAUGAGUGAGAUCAAGACCGAUGUUGGACGAGCUCGGGCAUGGAUAAGAUUGUCUCUAGAAAAGAAGCUUUUGUCCCAGCAUCUCAAGCAGUUGCUCUCUAACCAACCACUCACCAAGAAGCUGUAUAAGCGCUAUGCUUUUCUGCGUUGUGAAGAGGAAAGAGAGCAGUUUCUUUAUCAUCUUCUUUCCCUCAAUGCUGUGGACUAUUUCUGCUUCACCAGUGUGUUUACCACUAUCAUGAUUCCAUACAGGUCAGUGAUCAUCCCAAUUAAAAAGCUGAGCAAUGCAAUCAUCACAUCAAAUCCUUGGAUCUGUGUAUCGGGAGAACUGGGAGACACAGGAGUAAUGCAGAUUCCCAAAAACCUCCUGGAGAUGACUUUUGAGUGUCAGAACUUGGGGAAGCUCACCACUGUUCAGAUUGGUCAUGAUAACUCUGGACUGUUAGCCAAAUGGCUAGUGGAUUGUGUCAUGGUCAGAAAUGAAAUCACAGGACAUACAUACAGAUUCCCAUGUGGGCGGUGGCUGGGGAAAGGCAUUGAUGAUGGGAGCCUGGAGAGAAUUCUCAUUGGAGAGCUGAUAACUUCUGCCUCAGAUGAGGACCUGGUCAAGCAGUGUCGGACGCCCCCUCAGCAGAAGUCACCCACCACAGCUCGGAGACUGAGCAUCACUUCACUGACUGGGAAAACUGCCAAACCCAAUGCUGGACAGAUCCAAGAAGGAAUUGGAGAAGCUGUGAACAAUAUUGUGAAACAUUUUCACAAACCUGAAAAAGAGAGAGGAAGUCUCACGGUACUGCUAUGUGGAGAAAAUGGCCUGGUGGCAGCACUGGAGCAAGUUUUCCACCAUGGAUUCAAAUCUGCCCGCAUUUUUCACAAGAAUGUCUUCAUCUGGGACUUUGUAGAGAGAGCGGUUGCUUAUUUUGAAACCACUGACCAGAUUCUAGACAACGAAGAUGAUGUCCUUAUUCAGAAGUCAUCCUGCAAAACCUUCUGUCACUAUGUGAAUGCUAUUAAUACUGCACCUAGGAACAUUGGGAAGGAUGGCAAAUUCCAGAUUUUAGUUUGCCUUGGAACACGGGAUCAUCUGCUUCCCCAGUGGAUUCCAUUGUUAGCAGAGUGUCCUGCCAUCACUCGAAUGUAUGAGGAGAGCGCGCUGCUGCGAGACCGAAUGACUGUCAACUCCCUUAUCCGAAUUCUGCAGACCAUUCAGGACUUUACCAUCAUCUUAGAAGGAUCUCUCAUCAAAGGAGUGGAUGUAUAAACCAACUGCUAGAAAUCCAGUCCCAACCUCUGGCUCUUUAACCUUCCCUAACUAUGGGGACUGAUUUGGACUUGUCACUUCAGGGGGCAGCCCACUGCAAGCCCCAGUUUGAGCAAUCUUCACUUUGCAGACAAGGCAAAAUGCAGUAUUGUAGUUCAUUUGAACCUGAAUUUAGUAUAAAAUAGAGUAUUUUCAUGUGUUAGAUGUGUGUAAAUAUGCUAUCUUCUUUAAGAAAUUAUAUUACUCUAAUAAGAUACUUUUCUUAGAUUGAAUAUUCCUGUGACUUAAAAUAAGUAGCUUAAAAGUGUUGGGGCUUUGGGUGGGGAGAAUGGUGCUAGUCAGGAAGAAGCCAGUAAACAUGUAAAUAUAGUGUAACCCAUUCAGGCUUUUUUUUUUUUUGCUCCAGGUAUUACAAAGGAACCCAGAAUGCAUUGUUCUGUAGUAGCCAUCCAUCCUGGUGUCCGAUCCUUUGUGUGGUGAAUGUAUGCAGCUUUAUCUACUAUACGAUAAUCCUCACUUGUAUCUUUUAAGUUAUAAACCAUUUUGUACGUUUGAAUUAUGAGUAUUUUUCCAUUCUUUUGAAAAGUUUUUUAGUUGGCACAAAGUAAAGAUACAAUUCAAGUAUUUUAAAUACCAGACCCCAGGAGCUUGGCUGAACUGGAAAGAGAACACACAAAGCCUUGAGAAGUAUGUUAAAUUGUGGGAUUAUAACUUCUUUACACUUCAGAAAGAUUAGCCUAGACUAACUUCAUUCUUGGCAUUUUUAUUAUUGUUAUUUGAGGCACUUUGAGGAGAUAUGAAUUUCAAAGUGUUAACCUUGAAGUCAUUACAACUGCAAACAGCAACUCAAUUCAGUACUUUGAAUUUGGCCAUCUAAACUCUGCAGUGGUCCUUCACCUCUGGAGGACAACCAGGAGUCCUGCCUUUGUUAAGUUCCAGCCAUCCCUCUGCCUGCCCAGCCCCCUCAGGAAAUGGAAGGAAUGUCUAAGAAGGAGGAGGGCCCUGUAUGGCUCAGAAUGUUUUUGUGGAAGCAUUUGUUGGCCAUGAUAAUGCGAAUAACAAGAAGGAUUGGGAGAGAAUGAACCCUUUCUGGGUGGUUCAGGGCAAGUUUUUUGCUUCCUUGUGAGAGGGGCAGUAAUGUAAAACAACUGGCCCAGAGAAGUUACAAACCACUGCAGCACAGACUGAUGGAAGAAAUGGAAACAAAGAGGCAACAGUUUUGAAAGACCCAAGGUUAUAAGUAGCUUUCCAGUUUGAUAGUUUAUAAAGAAGUUAAGAUGUACCCCCAGCACAACAAUAACAAAAGGUAAAUAUAGUGUUAGCUAUUACCUUAAAUCUUCAUUUUCAGAUAAGUCCUAUAACUAAAAAGGCAUUGCUACCUUGCUAGCAGUGAAAUUGCCUCAGCAGAGCUUCUUAGCUUUGGCUGCAGCCUCUCAAGCUCCUAUUGCAAUCUGAGGAUCCUGGACUUUACCCAGCACCAUUGUUGUCUCCCUAGUUUCCUGAAGGAAGAAACCAGUCAAGUGUCUCAUUCCUUCUAUCACAGCCCUCAGCCACAGGCAGCCCCUUCACGCUCAGAGAAAAGGUUCUUUGCAAAGAAAUGGUGACCUGCGUAGAACAGAGAUUUUGUUUAUGUAUGUUCUAGAGGCAUAAGAAGUCCACCAUGGGCAAUCUACAGACCUGGUUUACCUUGGACUCCUUUUGUAUUUAGUGAUCAGAAGUGAUAAAUGGUCCAGUCCAGGAUUUUAUUCUUGUUAUUGUUUCCAUAAAGCCAUGCUUCUAACACUCAGAAAUCAGAAAGAUACUCAGGUUAGUGUGCUAGAAUUGAGUCGUCUAGCCCAGCCCUCAAAUCUUAAAUAAGGAAGCAAAACACGAGUUUGCCCUUGCCCCUACCUGGUCCUUGACAACACAGGGUCCCAUGCUUACCCCAGACUGCAUGAGCCCAACCUUCAAGGCACUCAUACCUAAAGAUCUGUUGGAUCUUUAUUCAUCCACCUAUACAGACAAGAAAUAAUAUUCCUAGAAGAUUCAUUUGUGCUGGACGCUGGUGCCUCACGCCUGUAAUCCUAGCUACUCAGGAGGCAGAGAUCAGGAGAAUCAUGGUUCAAAGCCAGCCCAGGUAAAUAAUUCACGAGACCCUAUCUCGA
Messenger RNA from Castor canadensis (American beaver), 6226 nucleotides. RefSeq names its product DENN domain containing 5B (gene Dennd5b). The record is from RefSeq and is a predicted model, not a curated record. NCBI's taxonomy places the organism in Eukaryota, Metazoa, Chordata, Mammalia, Rodentia, Castoridae. Gene Ontology annotation, molecular function: guanyl-nucleotide exchange factor activity; small GTPase binding.